UCGAUUUCAACCAAUGGUAUAAUACGUCAAAUGGACGCAGCAUUUUUUCUUCAUUUUACAAUUUGUUGUAAAUAAACGAAUGACAGAAAUGCGGCUGGCGGUGAAAUUGCUCAACAAAAUACAGCCUAUACAAACCCCCUAAUACUCGAGUCUAUUUUGAGAUUGAUGUCAUACCUACGCUCCAUUUUGCUGCCAGCCCCUGAGCUCAGACGAAGUUGGACCACAGAGAGAAGUUGUGGCUAAUGCCACAGGUACAGACUGCCCUGAGAAGUGGAGUGUUGCCAUUUGGAAGAGACUGCAUUAAGAACAAACAGCCUCUCUCGUCCCUGCAUGAAGGUUGGACCGAAGAGGGCGUUACUAAGGAUUUGAAGCCAAUCAUGUCAGAGUUAAAUAAGGAGGUGGUUGAUCUGGUUUGGGGAAAACCAACAGGGGGAGGAGUUUCCACUUCGAUCUUUCGAAGAUGGUCUCAAGGGUUUGUUUUUAGUGAACAUGAGCAAACGGCUCUGAAGCAGUUUGAAGGAGGACCAUGUGCUGUGAUUGCACCUGUUCAAGCUUUCCUUCUAAAGAACAUUCUUUUUAACAGAGAAAGUUCCACCUGGAGAAAAAUGUCAGAAGAGGAGCAGAAGAUGGCCCUGUGUUCAACACUGAGUGAAAUCCUCGAGUCUGCCUGUGCCAGCCCCUCCACAGGGUUCUGUUUUGUGACCUGGGCCAAGGGACAGAGCCCACAUCCUAGCACGCUUUCUAAGACCCAGACACAGUCUCAAACACAGGACAUGCCAAGACCAGAGAGCAGUCAGUCGCCACAGGAACAGCAGCCAACUGCUUUGGCUGCUGAGGACCUUGGCUUUGAGCAAUUUCACAGUGUACUUCACAAGCUAACUGUCCUGUCAGUGUCUGAUCUCAGAGAGGAGGUGCUGUCUCUAUACCAGUCCUGGAGGGGGUGCUGUGGGGUUUUGCUUUUCCUUUACUCUGUCAUCCUCACUAAGGGCAUAGAGAAUAUUAGAAAUGAAAUCCAGGACCCAACAGAGCCCCUGAUAGACCCUAUACAUGGUCAUGGAAGUCAGAGCCUGGUGAACCUCCUUAUAACCGGCCAUGCCGUCUCUAAUGUAUGGGAUGGAGACAGGGAAUGCUCUGGCAUGAAGUUGCAUGGAAUUCAUAAACAAGCAUCUGUUGGCUUCCUCACGCUUAUGGAGUCACUGCGCUACUGCAAGGUCGGGACAUUCCUCAAAUCUCCAAAGUUCCCUAUUUGGAUUCUUGGCAGUGAAACGCAUCUCUCUGUAUUUUUCACCAAGGAGAUGUCGUUGGUAGGUCCAGAAUCUCCAUCAGAACAAGCAAGAAGGGUUUUCCAGUCAUUUGAUCCAGAAGAUAAUGGCUUCAUACCAGAGUCUCUUUUGGAGGAUGUAAUGAAAGCUCUUGACCUUGUCUCAGAGCCUGAAUACGUCAGCCUGGUGAAGAGUAAGCUUGAUCCAGAGAGCUUGGGCAUAAUUCUUCUGGGCCCUUUUCUCUUGGAGUUUUUCCCAGAUCAGGAUUCAGGAAUCCCAGACUCAUUUCCCAUCUACCACUACAAUGGACUUAAACAGUCCAACCACAAAGAGAGGGUUGAAUACGUGGAGGGGACAGCUCUGGUGCUUGGUUUCGAAGACCCCAUGGUCCGGACCGACGACACGCCAGUGAAGCGCUGCCUGCAGACCAAGUGGCCCUACAUUGAGCUGCUGUGGACCACCAACCUCUCACCGUCAAUGAACUAGCACUGAAACAUUUGGUGUGUCUUUGCAUGUGGUCGGACCACUGCUGCCCCCCCCGCCACAUGUCCCUCCUCAGCUUCCCCUGUGCCCACUGACCACAGGAGGUCAGCAGACCUCAGAGACUUACGCACAUGCAACAGAGACCUACAACGACAAAAGAAACCCAACGCACACAGGGGGGACACACAUGUUAAAGGAAAAAGCACUCAAGCUUGAGAUCCAUUUCUUACAUCUACAUUCACACAUUCCACAUAAAUGCAAACUCUGCUGUGCAGUCACCAUUGAUUGUAUUUAAGACACAGGAUGUUUGUGUUGAGGUCAUCUUGAAAAAGAAAAGAAUGAUUUCCGUAACAGCACCGUGCCGUGCUGAUAACUUCUGUUACAGUUUAGCAGCAGACAUGUAAACACUGUUUAGACAGCCGAAUUUGGUUCAACAGGCGUGUUGUUAAAAGUCACACUGAACCACAUGUAGAGCCUGUCGACUGUGAAACCCUAAUCUUACACCAGAGCUACAGAACUGUUCAAACUUACCAAAGCUUCCUCUAAUGAGAACACAAACUCACACACCCGCCAACAGCCACUUCCACUGCUUGGAGUUUACAGCAUUAAAGGGACCAACCCCGAAGGAGAGAUCCUAACUGGAGGUUUUCUGCAUUUUAACCAAGUUCAAAUUGGUUUAGGUGCUAUGUGGGAGCUUUAUGCAUUAUAGGAUGGUGGUUAAGUGCUUGUAUUUAUUAUCACGCUCAAAGGUUCUGGAAUAAACACUGUUGUUUUUUUUCUUUUGUUCAAA
This is a messenger RNA of Poecilia latipinna (sailfin molly), 2535 nucleotides long. It is a transcript of the gene mindy3, whose product is annotated as MINDY lysine 48 deubiquitinase 3. Bases 243 to 1748 code for a protein of 501 amino acids. Gene Ontology annotation, molecular function: calcium ion binding; cysteine-type deubiquitinase activity; K48-linked deubiquitinase activity. NCBI's taxonomy places the organism in Eukaryota, Metazoa, Chordata, Actinopteri, Cyprinodontiformes, Poeciliidae. Gene Ontology annotation, biological process: protein K48-linked deubiquitination. The transcript has 16 exons. The record is from RefSeq and is a predicted model, not a curated record.